AUGUUCAAAAGAGUUGUUUCUAUUUCAAGAGGUAGAGUAUCACCGAUCAGGUUGGUUGGCCUGAACAGAAGUGCCAAUAUGAUCAGAUACCUCAGCACAAAUGGACCAAAAGCGUAUAACUUCGAGGACAUCAAACAGCUAGUUCAACAUCCUGAUCCCAAAAAGGUGCUUGUGGAUGUAAGAGAGCCUGAAGAAUUGAAAGAGUGCAAGUUGCCUAACUCUAUUAAUAUUCCUUUGAAGAGUGCACCGGGUGCAUUGGGGCUACCUGAAGAGGAGUUCCAAGAAUUAUUUCAUAUUGAGAAACCUCCUAAAGAUAAAGAGUUGAUUUUCUUCUGUGCGCUUGGUGUGAGAGCCAAGACUUCCGAAGAACUAGCUAGGUCUUAUGGUUACGAAUCAACAGGUGUUUGGGAAGGAUCUAUGAAGGAAUGGAAAGAGAAGGGUGGUGAUAAGAUUAAAGUCUGA
Nakaseomyces glabratus is the source of this 462-nucleotide messenger RNA. RefSeq names its product thiosulfate sulfurtransferase RDL2 (gene RDL2). Gene Ontology annotation, cellular component: mitochondrion. Gene Ontology annotation, molecular function: thiosulfate-cyanide sulfurtransferase activity. The record is from RefSeq and is a predicted model, not a curated record. NCBI's taxonomy places the organism in Eukaryota, Fungi, Ascomycota, Saccharomycetes, Saccharomycetales, Saccharomycetaceae.